Molecule: messenger RNA, 1056 nt
Organism: Fusarium mangiferae
Lineage: Eukaryota; Fungi; Ascomycota; Sordariomycetes; Hypocreales; Nectriaceae
Product: related to dihydroflavonol-4-reductases
Exons: 1
Coding region: 1-1056 (351 amino acids)
Molecular function (GO): oxidoreductase activity, acting on the CH-OH group of donors, NAD or NADP as acceptor
Source: RefSeq, a predicted model, not a curated record
AUGUCGCCGACAAAAGGUCUCGUUCUCGUCACGGGCGCAAAUGGCUUCAUCGGCGCACGUACCGUUGAAGCUUUCCUUGCCGCCAACUAUUCUGUCCGCGCUGCAGUACGAAGUCAAUCCUCAGCUUCCAGCCUCCUCUCAGCACUCCCCUCAUACGCUUCCUCCGGCCAACUCACGAGAAUUCUGGUCCCCGAUCUAAUGGCUAGGGGAGCUUUUGAUGAAGCUGUCAGAAAUACUACGGCAAUAGCUCAUGUCGCGGCGCCAGUUGACUUCAGCAACACCAAUAUCGACUACGUCAUCGGUUCUUCGCUGCAGGGGACUCUCGGGAUUUUGGAGUCCGCUGCCAAAGAGCCUGCCGUCAAGUCGUUUGUGUAUGUGUCCUCUAUCGUGGCUGUCAGAGGGUGCAAGCCUAAGUACCCAGAGAAAGGUUACACGGAAGAAGACUGGAAUGACCAAAUUGAGGAUGCGAUCGCCAAGGCUGGCUCAGAAGUGACAGGCCACCAAAUCUACGUUGCGAGCAAGGUCAAAGCAGAGCGCGCAUUCUGGGAAUUUCGGCAAAAGAACCGAGAUCGCAUCAAUUUUACAAUGACAGCUGUCAAUCCGGUCUGGGUGGCUGGACCGCCGCUGAUUCUGCCUGAUGACCCAGAGAAGUUAAGUGAGACCGCCAUCGUUCCUUAUCGCAUCAUGAACGGGGAGAACAUGUCAUCUGCUGGACCUGGUAAUGGAACACAUGUUGACGUGCGCGAUGUUGCACGGCUCAUGGUGUUUGCAGUUGACAAGAAAGAAGUGGCCGAUGGACAGCGGUACAUUGCUGGAGGGAAUGGCAACUUUGGAAACAUCCAGGCUUAUCGCGAUUUGUUGCGAGAGGCUUAUCCACAUAGACAAGGAAUUAUUGGGAAGGGCGAACCAGGAAAGGGAUAUCUGAAAGACUAUAGCAUUCCCAAUGGUGGUUUCAAGGUCGAUGCUACUAAGGCGGUUGAAGCAACAGGACAGGGUUGGAUCCCUUUUGACCAGAUGGUCCUGGAAUCUGCAAAGGCAUACGAACGGUACUUCUGA